CAUGUCUAUUGGUCAUGUGAUGGAUACAGGAAAAGAGAGGAUGGAUACCUUGAACCUGAUGGGCCGAAAAGCAAUUUUGCAGAUCAGGAGCGGAUUUUUAAAGAUAUUGGAGAAGAUUUGCUAAAUCAUUUAUGGGAAGGGUACAACUGUACACUUUUUGCUUACGGACAAACAGGAAGUGGAAAAUCAUAUUCUCUAAUGGAGCGCGGGGUCAACAAAGGAUUACUAGCUAGAAUAAAUCUAGCCAUCUUUGAUAAAAUCAAAAGAAAUAACACCGAGAAUAUUGAAUACCAGGUGUCAUUUAGCAUGAUGGAAAUAUACAAUGAGAAUGCAUAUGAUUUAUUAGUGAAGGGAGAUCAGAGACCCAGACUUAGGAUAGUGGAUAAUAAAGCUGUCAAUCUCAAACUUGUUCCUGUUGCAAACCCAGAGGAGUUGGACGGUCAUUUACAUAUUGGCUACAAAAAAAGGUCCAUUGCAACCACAAAAAUGAAUCAACAGAGUAGCAGAGCACACACGAUCGUCACAAUAUACGUUAAAAAAUUUGAUGCAGCAGAAAAGACUCAACUCUCAUCUCAAAUUAAUGUUGUUGAUUUGGCUGGAAGCGAGAGAGCUGCCAAGUCUGGCACAGGAGGAACACAACUUGUUGAAGGUGGAAAAAUCAACACAUCGCUUCUAGUGCUCGGGAAAGUUAUUAGAAGCUUCGCCGAAAAAACUAAGAAAAUCCCAGUAAGUCACAGAGAAUCAAAACUCACUUUGUUACUAAAAGAUUCCAUAGGAGGAAAUAGCAAAACCGUUAUGUUGGCUACUGUCAGUCCAUCGUUGUCUAAUCGUCAAGAAACAAGGAGUACCCUUAGUUUUGCAUUAAAUGUAACCGUUAUUACAAACACGUCGAAGGUAAAUACAAUCGAACGUCUUGAGGAUCAGCAUGUCGAGGAUCUACUAGAGAAAUUACAAAGAACAAAAGAUGCUUUUGCAAAAGCUGAGAUGCAACACAAAGAUAUAGUACAAAAUUUACAGAAAGAAAUAGAAGAUCUACGUGCAGAAACUCCAGAACCUGUAUCGACUGAUGACCAAAAAAUGAAUACAGUUCCUCAUUUAUUGAACUUAAAUGAAGAUCACAUGCUGUCCAAAGUUAUCCGAUAUUUAUUGGAAGAUGGCAAAAAGGUGGCAUCAAUCAUACAUAAAAAUGGAAAUAUUAUUUUGGAAACCUUUGAAGAAAAUGCGGUAGCUAUAAACGGCAGAAGAACAAAGGGAUCAGAAAGUAUUCUCAUCAAACAUAAAGACAGGUUAAUGCUUGGAAAUACACGCGCUCUAUAUGUCUUUGUGGAUCCAUCACAGGAUAAUUCCAGUUUAGAUGACAUCACGUUUGAAAUGGCUUUGGAUGAAAUACUAUCUCGUUCAGACAUUGAGCAGACAAUAGCACCUGAUGAGAUAGCUUUAAGAUUGAAGGUGACAAGAAGAGAGGAAGAAGUGAGGGAAGCUAAUGCCAAAGCUGUGCUAUUGAACAAACCAUUGAAAUUUCACCUACAAUUAACCAGCGCAUAUUUUUUAGGACUAAAUGAUCGAUCACAAAUUGUUAUUGUUAAAGUGCUGAAUUUGAAGAACAACUGCAGGUAUAUUUUGACAGAAAAUGAAUUUAGCGACAAAAUAGCUGCUAUAAAUGACUAUGACGAGAAGCAGGGAGAAGAGGGUGUUAUUGACCCUUUUCUAAUCGAUCCCAGUUCGACCUAUACACCCAUAGGGAUAGGAUUUGCUCGUAUUCAGUCGCUUGCCUCUAAUCAAGGUGUUAGUGCUAAAAUACCUUGUGUGAAUGAACUGUCUCAGAGAAUCGGGAAGAUGCAAAUUACAAUUGAAAUUUGCUCCAAUAACUGGAGUGUUGAAAGACUUCCACAGAGAAUCCAGGAGGAAAAAUUGGUAUGA
Saccostrea echinata is the source of this 1920-nucleotide messenger RNA. Its product is annotated as kinesin-like protein KIF28. Gene Ontology annotation, biological process: microtubule-based movement. The record is from RefSeq and is a predicted model, not a curated record. Gene Ontology annotation, cellular component: kinesin complex; microtubule. Lineage: Eukaryota; Metazoa; Mollusca; Bivalvia; Ostreida; Ostreidae. The transcript has 18 exons. Gene Ontology annotation, molecular function: ATP hydrolysis activity; microtubule binding; microtubule motor activity. Bases 199 to 1920 code for a protein of 573 amino acids.